Messenger RNA from Penicillium longicatenatum, 1023 nucleotides. RefSeq lists its product as uncharacterized. Gene Ontology annotation, molecular function: ubiquitin conjugating enzyme binding; ubiquitin protein ligase activity. Gene Ontology annotation, cellular component: ubiquitin ligase complex; cytoplasm. NCBI's taxonomy places the organism in Eukaryota, Fungi, Ascomycota, Eurotiomycetes, Eurotiales, Aspergillaceae. The record is from RefSeq and is a predicted model, not a curated record. Bases 1 to 1023 code for a protein of 340 amino acids. Gene Ontology annotation, biological process: positive regulation of proteasomal ubiquitin-dependent protein catabolic process; ubiquitin-dependent protein catabolic process; protein polyubiquitination. The transcript has a single exon.
AUGGACUCUGCAUCAGCAAGUCUGAUUUACGAGAUUCUGAAGCGUGACAUCGCAGCCGAGCUGGAUCGCAUCAAGCGUGUCAAGGUCACGCAGCCAGAUUUAGAUUCGCCAGACCACGAGGCCGCGCUUAAAUCAUGGGAAAGAGAGAUAGAUCACUUUGAAACACGGCCUCGGGAGUUCAUCGCUGCACUUGAAAGAGCCAAUACAAUUGAAUAUCCUCAACCUGGCAAUGUUUUUGACGGAAACCACGACGGUGACAGUGUCGAUGACAAUGACGAUCACAAUGACGUGGGCGAUAGUGUUAGCACGGAUUUCUCGGAAGAAAGCGAAGGUGAUUCAGAAGUCGAUCAGUUAAUAGAGACAUUCGUCACGGAUUCAGAUGAUGAGGUGUCUAUAGUAUCUCGCAGCUCUACCCUGACUUUGCUAUCCGCAACACCGUCCCUACCGUAUUCUGGAACCGAUGCACCUACAUCCGACCUGCAUAGAUGUAUUGCAUGCACGGAAAGCCUUCCAGAUCGGGAUAUGAUCAAAUGCCAAUGUCCCCACUAUUACUGCAACAGUUGCAUUCAAAUCUUCGUGGAAGCUGCGUUGGCAGAUAUCUCCAUCUUCCCACCAAAGUGCUGCAGCACACCUAUUCCUUGGCCCACGAUCAAGCCAGCACUCAAAGGUACCAUGGCACAAAGGUUCGAAGAGCGCCUCGCCGAGGUGAAUAAGUCAGCACUGCCAGUGCCACAAAUCAUCUGUUCCAAUAAGCACUGCCUUGCACUAAUUCCAGCCGACAAGGUACAGGAUCAUGUUGGGAUUUGCUCAAAGUGCAAGCAGAGCACUUGCACCUUCUGUGAGAAGGCAUCUCAUGCUGGUGAUUGCAACAAUAAAAAGGACUGGAAUAAGUUGCAAUCUACAGCAAAGCAAAACAAGUGGAUGAUGUGUCCGAACUGCAAGGCUUUCGUGUCACGCACGUAUGGCUGCAACCACAUGAAGUAUAUAUGUCUUGACCUAAAAAAUAUGACGAGUCAAUGCUAA